Patella vulgata (common limpet) is the source of this 4733-nucleotide messenger RNA. Its product is annotated as spermatogenesis-associated protein 6. Gene Ontology annotation, biological process: spermatogenesis. Gene Ontology annotation, molecular function: myosin light chain binding. Bases 91 to 3573 code for a protein of 1160 amino acids. NCBI's taxonomy places the organism in Eukaryota, Metazoa, Mollusca, Gastropoda, Patellidae. The transcript has 13 exons. The record is from RefSeq and is a predicted model, not a curated record.
CCUGCAACCUAAGUAAACACAAGUGGUUGGUGUCCGAUGAAAGAGAGUGUGUCAGUUUUGCAUUUUUUGGCAGUACUGACAUAAUUUAGGAUGCCAAGAAGGGCAAUAAGAUGCGUGGUUGAAUUGAAUCUCCACGGGGUAUCUGCCCCUGGUUGUUGGUUGCCAAGCAAAGAAGAUUGCUAUUUGAGCCUAGCACUCUUCUCACAGUAUAAAAAUACACAGCUCUUAAGUUCAGUUUUUCCUAUACUUGUUAAUGAAAAAUUUAGAUUUGAAAAGACAUAUUUUACAGCCUUGGAUGAAGAAGAAGUUAUUGAAUUAUUAGAAGAUGAGUUGGUUGUUAUUGAACUGUUACAGAUGUCUGAAUAUUCAGACGGUGCAGUUCAUCUAGCUACCUAUACCAAUAAUGUUCGUGACUUCUUGUAUCCAUUUGAGACAUACAGACCAACAGUUCAUUCAAGAGAUAGAGAUAUUUUCUUAGAACGCACAGUUGCUUUCCCUGGUAUUUCUCCUAAGUUGGAGUUUUCAUCUAAAGUAGUUGUAAAAGAAUCAUAUUCUGAUGACAUGGAUGCAUUAGAAGAUGCCAUUGAUUAUCAUAAAAAUACAUUGAAGAGACUAAGGCGAUCAAAGAGACGACCCAGAUCCUGUUCACCAAGACGGAAUAAUGAGACGAUUGCAGAAGAGAUCUACAGAAACAAAAUACAAAAAACAGGUGUUGAUGAUUUUGAUAUUAAUUAUGAUAAUUACCAAAAUUUCACAAGGCACCGUAAUGGCACCAAAAGACUCAGAGUUGAUGGUCAACAAGCAGUGGACUUUAAAAAUUAUCCAACUUUCACUAAGUCUAGGCCAUCUGGUUACAUUUUACCACAUCUUACUGGUACAGAUGACCCAGAUGCUAGCAUUAUGUCGGAUGAUGAUGAUGAUGAUGAUGAGGGAUAUAGUGGUGCAGGUAGUUUGCUAGAUGAUAUGGAGGAUACUGAUAUAAAGUCACAAAACUUGAGACGUUCAGGGAAAAAGUCUGCUGGGCAGAGAACUGCUUCUGGAGUAUUGCGUAAAUUUCAUCCACCAGCAACACCUAGACUAGGCAGAUCAAGAACUCGAGUUCCACCAGGUAAAGUUCAACCAAAACAAUCAAGUAGUGGGAGAAAGUUAACUACACCUCGACAACUUAGCCAAGAUCGAAAAUCAUCCACAUCAAAGCAACCAAAUACUGGUAAAACUUUGACAACUACAAAACAGCCAAGUAAAAGAUCAAUAAUUGGUACACCAAGAAAAGUUAUAGGAAGUAAACUGAAACCUGGUAGUGUACGAUCACUGUCAACCCCAAGACAAACUGACAGGAAGAGACCUCUAGCGACUAUAAGAUUUCCUAGUUCUCAGAGACCAGUUUCCAAUAAAGGACAACCAAGUGACGAGGUACCAAUAACCAAAAAUGGAUAUGUUCGCAAUAAAACACCUUUGAACAGAUACCCAAGAUCUAAGUAUCCUCUUGCCCAAACUAAAUAUCCUAGUGAAAAUGGAAGAACCAUUCACUCUAAUGAUCAGAGACCAUUCGCUAUGAAUGAAUACCCUGUUGAAGAUGGACCAUUAAACAGAACCAGAUACCCCAGAUCAAAGUAUCCACUUGCCCAAAGACCCUUAGAUACAACUGGGUACCCAAGUGAAGGACCUUAUCCUAUAAAUGGAUACCCAAACGAAGCACAAUAUCCCACUGCUGGAUACCCAAGUGAAGGGCAAUAUCCCAUUGCUGGAUACCCAAGAGAACAACAGCAUCCUCAAGAUAGAUACUCAAGGGAAGGAGAGCAUCCUCAAGAUGGAUACCCAAUGGAAGGACAAUAUCCUCGUACAAGAUUCCCAAGUGAAGAACCUUAUCCACAAGCUGGAUACCCAAGUGAAGGGCAAUAUCCUCAAGCUGGAUACCCAAGCGAAAGACAAUAUCCUCAAGCUAGAUACCUAAGUGAAGGACCUUAUCCCCAAAAUGAAGGACAAUAUCCCCAAGCAGGAUACCCAAAUGAAGGACAAUAUCCUCAAGCUGGAUACCCAAAUCAAGGCAGAUCAUUUAGAACAAAUAAAGACCCAUUAGCCAGAUCAAGACACCCCAGUAGAGAGAGGCCAUUGAAUCAUGCUAGACAUUCAAACGAGGACAAGGGGCACAUUAGUCCAGGACGACAUGUUAGUCCAAGAAGAUCAACCAGUCCAAGAAGACAGGGCAGUCCAGUACAACUUACUGGUCCAAGAAGGAAAAAUAGUCCAACAAGACUAGGUAGUCAAAAAAGACCUGUCAGUCCAAGAAGACCUAUCAGUCCAAGAAGACAAGGCAGUCCAACACGACAAAUAUAUCCAAGCCCACCAGGUGGAAAAAGGCAGUACCCUGUUCAUAUAACUAGACCAGAAAGUGUACAUCCUCCAGUCAUCCCAACACCAAGACAAAUAAGUAGACAAAGACCACUUACCCAACCAGGAGACCCAAGUGCAUUGUUUUAUAAAGCACCACAUACACAACCAAAUAGAAUUGGUCAAUUAACCUCACCACAUCAACAAAAUGGAGUGACUCGUUCAUCUAGACAUCCAGAUGAUAUGGGACAUUUAGCUUCACCAAGCACAAAACAGCCUGGUGGAACUCCUACACCAGUUUUUGAAAGCCAGUAUCCUGGUGUCAAAAUACGUGUUGCAACAACACCCAUUGGUUCCAGUGCUCCCUUACCACAAGUUAUUAAUCACAAAUAUGGACAAAACAUUGUAUCUGAUUAUGCCCAAAAUCCAAAUGAUCCUUAUUUUAUUUCCAGAACACCGUCACCAACUCUUCAUCAGCGAAUCGAGGACCUUACCCUUUAUCAUGAAUCUGAUGUGCGUCCUCCAUUUGUUGUGAGGAAGCUUGAUACAGAUCUGAUUGGUCGACAACCAGGUGGGGUAACAGAUCAGAAUGCUAAAUCAAAACCUCAUAAAUGUAUUCGUUUAAAUAAAUUUAAACCAGGCACAGAUUAUUGUCCCCUCUGUUAUGAUGCCUACACAUUAAAAUGUUGUUCGAUUUGUCAGUCAUAUAAGCGCCAUCUUGGAAGGUUGUAUUGGGGUCAUGAUAAACACUAUCAUCCAGCUGGUCAUAUAUGUAGAUCUUAUCAAAACUAUAUGGAGACUCCUACCUCAUCCAGAAAAUCACCAAUAUAUGGUUAUAAAAAAUAUUUCGAUGAUGAUGAUGAUGAUGAACAUGAUGAUGACUCAGAAGUUGCCGAACUAACAUCAAGAGUAAGAGAUUAUGGUGUGCCUUAUAGAACCCGAUCAGUUAGCCCUGGAAACAGACAGCGUAGCUUAAGUCCAUCUUCACGCAGAAUCAUAAGUCCUAGUUCACGCUUAAUAACAGCUCCACGCUCAAGAAAAGACUUAUAUGACAGUCCUCUCAACCGCAGACUACCAAAUGUACGCAUAAGUCGAGAGUACAGUCCUCGAAAUACAUACUACGGACGAGAUGAUGUUGAAAGAAGUCAUCGUUAUCGCUACCCAACACAUGAUACACUAGAUGACCUUGCUUUAGAUACAAGUCUAGCUAAAUACAGGAGGUACAGUCCCAUGUAUUCAUGAUGAUAUACAAGUCAAGUACAUAUUGAUAAUGGACAUUACUGGACAGAGAGAGCAGCUGAAUUAAGUGGAAAAUCCCAUCGAGAAUUAUUUAAUGAUAAUAUUAGUAAAAUAUAUAAUAGAUUAAAUAGAAAAGCAAGAACAUUAAGAUAAUAUGUAAACAAGCCUAGAAUGAUUUAGUAACACAUAUCAAUGUAAACUGCCUUUUAUAAUAUGUGUAUUAACCUAUGUAUUUAAAGUUAAAUUCUGUCAUGGAACUUUUGAUUAAGACAGCAAUUGAUGCAGGCUUAUUGGAAGUGUUAAGAAUUAUGUUUUUUAACAAUUUAAUUUUGUUGUCUGGUAAAAAAUACAACCUAAAAAUGUAACAUAUAUAUUUAUGGACUUGAAUAAUAAAUUGCCUGCCUGUAUGUAUAGUAUUGUACUUUGUCAUAUUAAACUUAUAAAUCUGUCUCAAGUCAUCUGACAUGUAUACUUAGUACUAUAUGAUAUUUAACUGUAGCUCUUUAGAUCUGUCCUUAAACAGCCCAGAUUCUUCUUUUGCUUUCAAUAAAACUAUAUCCAUAUCAAUGUCAUUCAUUGUCUUAAUUUAUUCACUGAAUUAAGACCUGGAUAUUUCCUCCCACUCCCCGAUACUUUUGUUUUAAAUUAAAUAAUCUAUAACUUAGUCAUGUAUAUAAUUAUAAUUAUUAAUCAUUAUCAUUUAAUACACGAUCUUAAUAUUAUAUUUUUAAUUAUCAGUAUAAGAUAAGUAUAUUGUUAUAUGGAAAUGAAAUAAUUAGUCUUGAUAGAUUGUUGAAACUUGUAAAUUAGUAAGUUGAAAUGCUUUGUUUUAAUGUGUAAAUUUGAAAAUGGUAACUUGAUGACCUACUGUUGGUAUACAUAUGUAUUUAACACACAUAUAUAUAAUCUGUUGAACUGUGCCUUUUGCUGAAAUUGGCUUAAAAUCCUUUUAUUUUUUAGAUUGGUAUUUCUAAGACUUUUAGAAAAUACAAAUAAAAUACAAAGUCACAACAAAUACUCCACAAGUGCACACCGUCCUUAUUAUAAACCAAAUAUUAGUUAAAUUAUUUUAAAUUGCAUUAACUGUGAUAUUUACUAUUAUUCUUCAAAAGAUAUACUUUCUAGGAUAGACAUAUUUAAUGAAAUAAAAUCUUUCUCAUUUA